This is a messenger RNA of Symbiodinium natans, 612 nucleotides long. NCBI's taxonomy places the organism in Eukaryota, Dinophyceae, Suessiales, Symbiodiniaceae. The record is from the annotation of a GenBank genome assembly.
AUGGCUGUUGUUCCCCUACCCCUAUGCGACAAGUGCGACAAGGAGUUCGAGAAGCUAUUGCAAUGUGGGUACAAAAUGGCGUUCUUGUGCUUACGAGAGUGUCAGAACAAUGCCUGGAAACGCCACAAGAACAUCUGCCGCAAACGGAAGAUUGGGACGACGUCGAUACUUCGUGGUCGCCUGCGCCACUGCAGCUCGGUCAAAGAGGCAGAGGACGAGUUUGCUUCAGCCCUCCGGCUGGGCGAGGAGGAGUUGAUGAAAGAGGUCAUCAUGGCGCUGCUGCAGCGAGGGAUGUCCAACUCAGCAAGUGUUGAUCAGCUCGAUUUGGCCGACAAUCAUUUCCACGCAGGAAUUCUCCAGCAAAACCCUCCAGAAGCCUGUGCUCUACAAGAUGGAGACCUCGAUAUCUUCGAGCCCGCAGUCCGGCGUGUGGCACGAGAAUGGCUUCAUCACAGUAGAAGGUCUGCUGGACCAGAUCCGUGGGCCGUGGAGGAUGGUGCGGCCUACAGAGUUUGCGUGGAUGAAGACGACCGGGUGCUUUCCUCUCCCAGCGGCAACGGGGACGUGCCACUCAAGGAUGUAUUGCCAGAAGUCCGCUGCCUCAUUUUUUGA